UGGACUAUUCUAAUGUCAAGCUCUACAUCUCAAUACAUCACAGUGAUUCAAAGUAAAACAAGGCAUAUGUGCUGGAAUCAGGGGAGGACUGACAACUCAUGGGGCCCCCGGGCAAUAGGGGAUCAUGGGGCCCCUGUGUCCUUGCCCAAACUCAAAAAAGCCUAUGAAAAAGGUACCAGGGGCAUCUCAUGGGGCCCCCUACUGACCCUGGGCCCCCAGGCAGUGCCCGAGUUUCCAAAUGGUCAGUCUGCCCCUGGCAGU
Molecule: messenger RNA, 261 nt
Organism: Staurois parvus
Lineage: Eukaryota; Metazoa; Chordata; Amphibia; Anura; Ranidae
Source: the annotation of a GenBank genome assembly